Messenger RNA from Rotaria sordida, 1080 nucleotides. Lineage: Eukaryota; Metazoa; Rotifera; Eurotatoria; Philodinida; Philodinidae. The record is from the annotation of a GenBank genome assembly.
AUGUUACAUGAUGUGUGCUGUAGUCAAACACCUACUCGUACUCGUAACCCACUUUUUCGACAUCGAUUACAUAAUUCUCCGAGUCCAGCAUCAGUUCUAUCAUUGACACCAUCGCCAACAACAGGCAUGAUUCAAUCGGCAGCACCCGGUGAAUUUUCCCAUCGUUGUGCUACAGUACCAUUUGAUUCAAUCUAUAAUAUAACUGAAGAUCUUUGCCGUGGUCGUUUUUCAUCUGUUAAAAAAUGUGUAAAAAAAGAAACACCUGAUCAAAUAUUUGCAGCUAAAAUAAUUAAAAAACGUAAUAUACAACAUGCACUUAAUGAAUUACGUAUAUUUCAAUUAUCACAUAAACAUUCAAAUUUUGUAUCACUUCAUCAAGUAUUUGAUUUACCAACCGAAGCAAUUUUUAUUCUUGAAUAUGCAAAACAAGGUGAUCUACAAUUAGCACUUGAAUUAGAAGGUUGUUUAGAAGAAAUUCAAGCUAUACAUGUUACUAAACAAGUUUUAGAUGCUGUAGCUUUUCUUCAUGAUAAUAAAAUUGUUCAUCUUGAUAUUAAACCUCAAAAUAUUCUUCUUAUGGAAAAAUGGCCAAGUACACAAAUAAAAUUAUGUGAUUUUGGUCUUUCUCGUGUAUUAACUAAUCAACGUUUAUUAGAAAUGUCGGGUACUACAGAUUUUCUUGCACCUGAGGUUGUCAAUUAUGAACCAUUAACAUGUGCUACUGAUAUGUGGAAUAUUGGUGUAUUAAUUUAUGUACUUGUAACUGGUCAUACACCAUUUGGUGGUGCUACAAAAUUAGAUACACAAAAUAAUAUAACACAUUGUAUACUUGAUUUUCCAUCGGAUUUAUUUGAAAAAAUCUCAAAAAAAUGUAUCGAUCUGAUUCGAAAAUUAAUUGUUCGAAUACCAAAACGUCGAGCAACAGUUCAUGAAUCUCUUAAACAUCCAUGGAUAUGUUUUAAUGAAGAUACAACAUUAUCAAAUGAACAAAUAAUUGAUUCACUCGAUGAAGAAGAAGAAGUUGCAGAAGAAGAAAUCGAUGAAUUAACAAAUGAAACUGAUGCUCAAAAUUUCAAUUGA